AUGAAUUUUGUCAAAAUUUUUGUUCGUAAGAUGAGUCAAAAUACAAAUUUGAAGCCUUUGAAUCGAGUUGGCGUUAUCGGUGUGCCGUUUGAAAAGGGACAAAAGAAAUACGGAGUUAGCAUCGCACCGGCAGCCGUACGAGCAGCGGGUCUCAUAGAUGAACUAAAAGAAAUCGAUGGUUUAGAUGUAAAAGACUUCGGGGACAUUGAAACAAGUUCAUGCGAAAAUAAUGUAAAUGUCAACAACAUGAAUCAUUUACCACUAGUGUCGGCUUGCAACAAGAAUUUAUCAGAACGUGUGUCACAUGUUCUCAAAGAUGGAAGAAUUGCAGUAACUGUAGGCGGAGAUCAUUCUAUUGGUGUAGGUACCGUUGAUGGACACUAUAACGUGAAUGAAGACAUGAUUCUAAUUUGGGUUGAUGCUCAUGCGGACAUUAAUACGAACAAGACUUCGGAAUCUGGUUCUGUUCACGGUAUGCCAGUGGCUCUGUUGGUCAGAGAGCUUUCUGACUAUUGGCCUUAUUUGCCUACUAUGGACUGGCAAGUUCCUAGAUUUUCAAUAAAAAAUUUGGGCUAUAUUGGUCUACGAUCGGUGGACAAAUAUGAAAGACUGGCCAUAGAAAAAUAUAAUGUUCCAACUUUCACAAUGGAAGAUGUUGAUUUACACGGAGUAGAAAAAUCAAUAACGCACUUACUUAAAGUUUUAGACCCAGAAAAUAGAAAACCUAUCCAUGUGAGCUUUGACAUUGAUUCACUAGAUGCUUUGGAAGCUCCAAGCACGGGAACACCAGUAAGAGGUGGCCUAACUUUACGAGAAGCAAUUAAGCUGAUGGAGAUAAUUCACGCAACUGGACGUCUGAGAGCCAUUGACUUGGUAGAGAUUAACCCGGCAAUCGGCAACGAGAAUGACAGGAAAAGGACGAUAGAAGCUGGUUUAUGCGUGUUGAAAGCAGCUUUAGGGUUUUCUAGGAAAGGCUCUCCUCCUAAAGGCAUAACAGAUUUGCCCAUACAAACAAUUAGUAAUAACUAA
This is a messenger RNA of Bombyx mandarina (wild silkworm), 1029 nucleotides long. RefSeq names its product arginase (gene arg). Gene Ontology annotation, cellular component: cytoplasm; cytosol; nucleus. The record is from RefSeq and is a predicted model, not a curated record. NCBI's taxonomy places the organism in Eukaryota, Metazoa, Arthropoda, Insecta, Lepidoptera, Bombycidae. Gene Ontology annotation, molecular function: arginase activity; manganese ion binding.